UUCCUCAGAGGAAGUUGCGUAGCGUUACGUCCAGCGUCUGAACCUGAGAGACCGAUGCAGGAAGCAGUGUGAAAAAUCAUGAACAAAUGUGUUUUUUGAGCUGUUCUGUGUACUUUUCGGUAACAGCGAGAUUUAAACAGGACCAACCCCAGUGUCCGGUGCAUCCACGCCAUAGAAAUCACAUUUAACGACGUGUAACUUUGAUUAAACAAGAAAAUAAACUAAAGUGGAAGGAGCAACAGGGGGUGCAACAUGGCGGACAGGAACAGAUGAUAUUACUGGGAUCAACACAAGUGAAAGUGCACGGAUCCAAGCGCAGCCGGUGGAGGACAUCGGUGUAGCCUUAGUGCAUGGGUCUCCGGACCGGACUGUAGCCCCGCUGACAGCCCCAUGGCCUCGCCUCAAAGCCGGCUAAACCAGCGGGCCUUGGCGGCGCUGGACGUGGCUCUCCGGGUGCCCUGUAUCUUCAUCAUCGACGCCAUCCUAAACUCGUACUCUGAGCCCGGUGCCGGAUGGGCCGGUACCGCGGGGAGGCUGUCGGUCCGGGCCGUGGGUGUGCUGGUGUCCCUGGUGAUCCUGCUCCUUUCUCAAAAAGCCCUAUUCAGAUUCUACUCUCUGUUUUUGGGCGUUCUUCUGGCUUUUGCCUCCGUCCUGGUGAACUACUACGCGGCGUCGCAUUCAGACUUCCAUGGCGUGCUCCACAGUUCGGCGUCCGCUCUCCGCCUGCUGCCCAGAGCCGGCGCGGCGGUGUGGUUGGCUCUGGCCGCGGUGCAGUUGGCGUUCGGUAUCGGGUUCAUCUGUCUGCUGAGGGUUCACUCUCUGCUGGCGGCCUUGAUCGUUCUGGACGUGGUGAUGCCGCUGUGGGCGCUGAUGCUGGAGCUCCCGGUGGACGUUCGGCAACUUGUGGCUGUUUUCUCGGGUUUGGCGCUGGCUCUGACCACACUGUUUUGUCUCGCCGUCAGGCUCCGGUGGUUUUACUACUCCUGUAGGUACGUGUAUCUGCUGGUGCGGCACAUGUACCGGAUCUACGGCCUGCAGCUGCUUCUGGAGGACACCUGGAAAAGGAUUCGUUUCCCCGACGUGCUUCGGGUUUUCUGGCUCACCCGCGUCACUGCUCAGGCCCUGCUUCUGAUCUACGUGAUCCGAGCAGUGAGCCGGGAGGGCCACGAGCCAGCAGGAGGCACUACAGACACCACAGCGCAAACACAGGCCGGCAUGCUGAGUUGGGAGGGGCUUGGCGAGCUCUUGUCCAAUCUGAUCAUCUCCGGCUGUGACUCAACGCUCACAGUUUUGGGGAUGAGCGCCGUUAUCUCGUCUGUCGCACACUACCUCGGCCUCAGCAUCCUCGCCUUCAUCGGCUCCACUGAGGAGGAGGACAAGCGUCUGGGCUUCGUGGCUCCGGUUUUGUUCUUCAUCCUGGCACUUCAGACUGGACUCAGCAGUCUGGACCCAGAGGAGAGACUGGUGCGUCUGAGCAGAAACAUGUGCCUGUUGCUGACGGCGAUCCUCCAUUUUGUGCACGGGAUGGCAGACCCGGUGCUGAUGUCCCUGAGCGCGUCUCAUGUCUCGUCUCUGCGACGCCACCUCCCUGUUCUUCUGGUGUCCAUUGCGCUGCUUGUUCUACCUGUGCUGCUCUCUCUGUUACUAUGGAAACACUAUGCCCUCAACACCUGGCUCUUUGCAGUAACAGCGUUCUGUGUGGAGCUUUGCCUCAAGGUGAUGGUCUCCCUGACGGUGUACGGGCUCUUUAUGGCAGACGGGCUCUCAGUGACCCUGUGGGAGAAGCUGGAUGAUUACGUGUACUACGUGCGCUCCACAGGAAACAUUAUUGAGUUCCUGUUUGGCGUGGUCAUGUUCGGAAAUGGUGCCUACACCAUGAUGUUUGAGUCCGGCAGCAAGAUCCGUGCCUGCAUGAUGUGUCUGCACGCCUACUUCAACAUUUACCUGCAGGCGAAGAACGGAUGGAGGACUUUCAUCAACCGCCGCAGUGCUGUGAAGAAGAUCAACUCCCUCCCCGAGCUCAAGGGGGCGCAGUUACACAACAUUGGAGACGUGUGCGCCAUCUGCUACCAGGAGUUCAGCGCGUCUGCUCGGAUCACGCCGUGUAACCACUACUUCCACGCGCUCUGUCUGAGGAAGUGGCUCUAUAUUCAAGACACCUGCCCCAUGUGCCAUCAAAGAGUCUACAUCGAAGACAGCACCGACCGAGCGGCGUUCACCAACAACAACGGCGCCGCUGUGUACGAGGACGCCGAGAGAGAGCGGGAGGAGGGAGCGGAGGAGGAGCGCCCGGAGGAGAGGAGAGAAGGAGCAGCAGAGGAGGACAGAGGAGAGAUAAAUGAUAAUGACAGUAUUGAGUAUGAUUCAGACGAGUGGGGAACUCAGAACACAGCAGCAUCACCGGAAGAAGAAUACAUGGACCAGGACUCGGACUCAGACCAGAACUGAGCCAAAAAGAUCUAGAAUAAAGAACUGGGUCUGAACCAGGACUAUAAACCAGGUCUUCUGCCGCUACUUUCCUCAUGACACAAACCCACACAGUUGAGGUGGUUAUGGUGGAAAGAACCAGGACUAAACCAGGGAAUAAACCAGGUCUGAACCAGGACUGAACUGGGUCUGAACCACACCAGCCACAUCUUGCAGUUCCGAUGGUUUAGACGAUGGAAGUUUAGAAAGAACCAAGACUUUACUCAUGGUCUUGGUUAAGUCCUGCUAAACUAAAUCAGGUCUUAAAGGUCUAAAAUUAACCAACCAAGACUAUGGGCCCUUUAAUUAUAUUUAUUAACCAAAUGUACCCCCUUUUAAUUUGUCCUAUUUCCACCUAAAUGGGAUUGGCUGUUAACAGACGUGGUUUGGACCUUGGAUUGCUCCUGGUUUAGUCUCAUGUUAGUCCUGGUUUAUCUGCUCAAAUCGUGGUUCAGUGUUGAGUUUUUCCCUGGGUUUUUUCUGGUAUGUUCCUGGUUUAAUCCUUUUUUAUUUUAGAAACCAUUGGAGCUCAACAGUGACUGCCCACCACAAAGUAAAUUGUCCUUUCCUUUUUUCCCAUAGACUGUCUGGGACAAAAAUAAUAGUAUUUAAAGUUUGAGCGUUUGCUGUGGGCUAAAUGACCACAGGAUCUAUACAUUUAUUACAAUUUUCACAAACCACUAAGUUAUUAAUUUUAAGUUUUAAAUGUGUUUUUGGACGUUAGUUACCACAAAGCAUUGUGCCUUUAUACUAUUAAAGGCCCUGCACCUGAUUUUUCUCAUUUAUUUGAGCAAAUAGUGUCUCUCCCCAGUACAAGCAGCUCUUGAGGUUAAACUAAGUCGACUGUGUACUGUCUGCAUCUAAUUCUAAUGCUCUUUAUUGUCCGAUAAUCAGGAAGUUCUAUUAAUAUGCUAGUUGUUGUGAGCUUUAUGAUCACGGCAAAACUCAGAGUUGUGAAAAACUCUUAGAAACUCCUUGUGGUGAAUCAUUUGGAUGCUCUGAAUGCAUAAAGUAAGUGAGGAAUAACUUUGGACCACUGCAAACUGUUUCAAUGAACUAGUUCUGUUUUUCACAUUUUAAUACAAUAAAAAAUCAGGUACAGAGACUUUUAAUAUUUAUUUUUAAAGUCUAUGGGAGGGAGAUUUACUUUGGAACUCUGGCAAAACUGUUGAGUUCGAGAACAUGUGAACAUUAUUUUAAAAUCCUCUAUAUUUAUUUAUGUCAUAAACCGCUUUCAGUCCCACGUUGGAUUUUGCAGGAAGCUCGAGGAUUCCGAAGAGGAAGAAAACAUUAUGAAAUUGAUGAGUAUUUAAACGUUUGAAAUUAAAGGGCUUUUUGGAGUUGCUGCUUGAAUGAACGAGUGAAUGUUUGAAGCUACAACCAAAACUGCUGCAGAACCAGACUUUACCCCGACUUUUGGAUCAGGAAAAUAAACUGCGAAAUGCUGUUAAUCAAGGUUUAUUUUGGGAAUAAAGACAACACUGGAAAUAUA
Molecule: messenger RNA, 3958 nt
Organism: Boleophthalmus pectinirostris (great blue-spotted mudskipper)
Lineage: Eukaryota; Metazoa; Chordata; Actinopteri; Gobiiformes; Gobiidae
Gene: rnf139
Product: ring finger protein 139
Exons: 8
Coding region: 391-2448 (685 amino acids)
Biological process (GO): ERAD pathway
Cellular component (GO): endoplasmic reticulum; endomembrane system
Molecular function (GO): zinc ion binding; ubiquitin protein ligase activity
Source: RefSeq, a predicted model, not a curated record